This is a messenger RNA of Ornithorhynchus anatinus (platypus), 635 nucleotides long. RefSeq names its product ATP synthase peripheral stalk subunit d (gene ATP5PD). Bases 87 to 572 code for a protein of 161 amino acids. Gene Ontology annotation, molecular function: proton transmembrane transporter activity. Lineage: Eukaryota; Metazoa; Chordata; Mammalia; Monotremata; Ornithorhynchidae. Gene Ontology annotation, biological process: proton motive force-driven ATP synthesis. The record is from RefSeq and is a predicted model, not a curated record. The transcript is spliced from 6 exons.
CCGAUUGGCCCGGGGCGCGGCCCCCGCACGUCACGUCCGCCGUGUCCCCUCGCAGGCCGGGCGGCGCCGCGGUGAAGAGCCUCGAGAUGGCCGCACGCAAGCUCACCCUCAAGGCCAUCGACUGGGCUGCAUUUGGAGAGAUCAUUCCCCGCAACCAGAAGGCCGUCGCCAACACCCUGAAAAACUUCAACGAGACCCUCACCACCCGGUUGGCCACCCUUCCCGAGAAGCCCCCAACCAUCGACUGGGCGUACUACAGGGCGAACAUCGCCAAGGCUGGCCUGGUAGAUGACUUUGAGAAGAAGUUCAACGCUCUGAAGAUUCCCAUCCCCGAAGACCGCUACACUGCCCUGGUGGAUGCUGAGGAGAAGGAGGAUGUGAAAAGUGGGGCAGAGUAUGUGGCCGCCUCAAAGGCCCGGAUCGCCGAGUACGAGAAACGGCUGGAGCAGAUCCGGAAUAUAAUCCCCUUCGAACAGAUGACCAUGGAGGACUUGAACGAUGCCUUCCCCGAAACCAAACUGGACAAGAAGAAGUACCCGUACUGGCCCCACCAGCCCAUUGAGAAUCUGUAAGGCUGGAGGCAGCCUCACCCACCCCGUGCCGGGCAGAGUUUUCAAUAAAGCGUCUACCCUCGG